Echinops telfairi (small Madagascar hedgehog) is the source of this 2044-nucleotide messenger RNA. It is a transcript of the gene SSH3, whose product is annotated as slingshot protein phosphatase 3. Gene Ontology annotation, biological process: actin cytoskeleton organization; negative regulation of actin filament polymerization; protein dephosphorylation. Lineage: Eukaryota; Metazoa; Chordata; Mammalia; Afrosoricida; Tenrecidae. The transcript is spliced from 13 exons. The coding region runs from base 1 to 1953 and encodes 650 amino acids. Gene Ontology annotation, cellular component: cytoplasm. The record is from RefSeq and is a predicted model, not a curated record. Gene Ontology annotation, molecular function: protein tyrosine/serine/threonine phosphatase activity; actin binding.
AUGGAGAAGAGCCCCCCUCUCACUCUGCCAUGGGGACCCCUUUUUCAGCAGGACCAAGCAACCAAACGGAGAAGCCGACUCCAGCGAAGGCAGAGCUUUGCUGUGCUCCGGGGGGCCGUGCUGGGGCUGCUGGAUGGAGGGGACGAUGGAGGGACAGCUGAGACCAGUCCUGAUCCAGCGGGUGAGGAGCCACCCCAAGGGGACCAGACGGACGACGGGCACGGGCCCCAGAGUCCCCAGAAGCAGGAGCAGAGGCAGCACGUGCACCUCAUGGUGCAGCUGCUUCGGCCACAGGACGAUAUCCGCCUGGCGGCCCAGCUGGAGUCGGCCCGGCCCCCUCGGCUCCGCUACCUGCUGGUAGUGUCCACAAGGGAACACAUUAGCCAGGAAGAGACCGUCCUUCUGGGGGUAGACUUCCCAGACAGCAGCUCCCACAGCUGUACCCUGGGCCUGGUCUUACCCCUCUGGAGCGACACUCAGGUGUACCUAGAUGGAGAUGGGGGCUUCAGUGUGACCUCGGGGGGACAGAGCCACAUCUUCAAGCCCAUUUCCAUCCAGACCAUGUGGGCUACGCUCCAAGUGUUGCACCAGGCGUGUGAGGUGGCACUCGACAGCGGCCUGGUGCCAGGGGGCAGUGCCCUCACCUGGGCCUCCCACUACCAGGACAAAGUGAGCUCUGACCAGCACUGCCUCAAUGAGUGGAUGGCCAUGACCGAUCUGGAGUCUCUGCGGCCUCCCAGUGCUGAGCCUGGCCGGCCCCCGGAGCAGGAGCAGAUGGAGCAGGCCAUCCGGGCCGAGCUGUGGGCAGUGCUGGACACCAGCGACCUGGAAAGCAUCACCUCCAAGGAGAUCCGCCAGGCCCUGGAGCUACGCCUGGGCUGCCCGCUGCAGCAGUACCGUGACUUCAUCGACAACCAGAUGCUGCUGCUCAUGGCCCAGCAGGACCGAGCCUCCCGCAUCUUCCCCCACCUCUACCUGGGCUCCGAGUGGAACGCUGCUAACCUGGAGGAGCUGCAGAGGAACAGGGUGAGCCACAUCCUGAACAUGGCCCGGGAAAUCGACAACUUCUACCCGGAGCGCUUCACCUACCACAAUGUGCGCCUCUGGGAUGAGGAGUCGGCCCAGCUGCUGCCCCACUGGAAGGAGACGCACCGCUUCAUCGAGGCCGCCAGGGCCCAGGGCACCCAGGUGCUGGUCCACUGCAAGAUGGGCGUCAGCCGCUCGGCCGCCACCGUGGCAGCAUACGCCAUGAAGCAGUACAGCUGGGGCCUGGAGCAGGCGCUGCGACACCUGCAGGAGCUCCGGCCCAUCGCCCGGCCCAACCCCGGCUUCCUGCGCCAGCUGCAGACCUACCAGGGCAUCCUGACUGCCAGCCGGCAGAGCCAGGUCUGGGAGCAGAAAGUGGGUGCGGUCUCCCCAGAGGAGCUCCUGGCCCCAGAAAUCUCUCCGACGACUUCCCUAGCCCUUCCCCCUGAACCGGGAGGCAGUGGGGAUGUGGAGACCGGGGAGCUGGAGGAGAGUCGGGCAGCCCGGACGGAAGAGCUGAGUCCCCGUCCCCGGAUCAACCUCCGUGGAGUCAUGAGGUCCAUCAGUCUGCUGGAGGCUUCCUCCGAGCUGGAAGGCGCCCCGGGAGCUGGUGACUUGCCAGGGGUGUUCUCUUCCAAUGAGUCUUCAGACGAAGACCCUCCACAGCCCUCCCCUCAGCCACCGAAGACCAAAGGGGUCCGGGGCUUUCGGCGAGGCCGGAAGGGGCCAUGGCCUGCCCUGAAGUCACGCCAGUCGGUGGUUGCCCUGCACAGCGCCGCCCUGGUGGCCAGCAGGACCCAGGCCUUCCAGAAGCAGGAGCCGGAGCCGGAGCAGGGGGAGGAGGCUGGCUGUUCCUCCACACCUAGGUUCCGGAAGGUGGUGAGGCAGGCCAGUGUGGAUGGCAGCGAGGAGGAGGGUGAGGCCUGAGCACCCUACAUGCCCACACCCCCUAGACCAGUGGUUCUCAACCUUCCUAAUGCCACAACCCUUUAAUACAGUUCCUCAUGUUGUGGUGAAC